Molecule: messenger RNA, 2940 nt
Organism: Bicyclus anynana (squinting bush brown)
Lineage: Eukaryota; Metazoa; Arthropoda; Insecta; Lepidoptera; Nymphalidae
Exons: 5
Coding region: 171-923 (250 amino acids)
Source: RefSeq, a predicted model, not a curated record
AAAAUUAUACGUAGGGUGUGAGUCGUGAGAUUAAUGUUCGCGUGUGACACGUGGCAUGGCACCCCCAUGGGGAGGUUCUUGGCGACUGUAAUGGCGGCAGCAGUCAUUGCACCUUAAGCCGCGAGUGAAGCAACAUGCACCAUAGACAAUAGAGCGAGUGUACCUACACCAUGCAGCGGACGUCGUCGAACGCCUCGGAGGGUACCUUCUGGACGACAAUAGAACUGCUGGCUGACCGCGGCCGGCGACGGUCGGCCAAUGAUAUCGACGAUCUGACGUCCAUAGACUCUGUGGAAACUACGAGAACUACAUCGGCCCUAAGCUUCGCACAUCCGCAUGUCCGGGCCCGGCUGGAGAAGCACAUGGGCUCGAACCUGGUGCGCCUGACAGACAAGAGCUACAUGAAUGAGCUGGAGGAAAGGAUUCGCGCCGUCAAUGAGGAAAACCUGAACAAGAGGAUCUCAUCUAGAGUCCUCGACGAAAUGGAAAGGCUAAAACGACUUAUCCUGGUGGGGAAGACACCGUUGAAGGAAUGUCCGCCUGAACUCUUCCAUCACCCUGUAUUCGUGUUCUGGAGGAUGGUGAACAGAGAAGUAGCGAGAGCGUCCAAGAAGCGAGCGGAUGCGUAUUAUAGAAAACUGAAAGCUUCACAAAAGAUUGAUCAAGGAGCUGACGAGGAGACUGAAGCCGAAGCACUGAGUGAAGAAGGCCAGCAGUUGACCCCUGAGCAGCUGCUUGCGAAGUGCGUCGCCGAGUUGGAGGAGAUCAAGCAGUCAGACAUCGAAAAGGGCGUCCGCUUCAAUGACGAACAAUUCGCCGUCCUUAAAUAUGAAGCAAAUGAUGUUAAAAUACUUAAAAACCUUACUACUGUGGAAGAACUAUACGCGUUGGCUGACAAAAUUAUCGGAACAAAACGUCUAUGAAUCGCACAACUGGGUGAAGAAAUAAUAAAAACUUUUUAGUAUUUUUAACUUAAAUCUAAACACUGUUUUACAAAUGGCGUUGUCUGUUUAAACAUUAGAAUGAUUAGAAAUGUAAGACGAAAACAAUAAAAAUAGAGAUUAUAAGCAAUAAUGUGAUUACAUAAAAAUUAAACACUUUUUAAACAUAACGUCUUUUAUUUUAAAGUUCUAACUACCUAUUUAUUACCUUAAUAUAUUAACUCGCACUACUCUACAUUUACCGCAAUGAUUUACAAAAAUAAUUAAUUCAUUUUGUGCGAGAAAACUGUUGUUUUUAUGUUAUAUUUAAGCUUGUACUUGACUACAAAUAUGCCAGGUACAUAGCAGUUCUGAUGGCUUAGCGUCUGUUACAUCAAGAAGUAGAUUAGUAUUAGAAGUAAUGACCCUUGAGUCUGCACGUAUUGUGAUGGAGGAGGAUCCUAACUGAAAUCCUGACCAAGCUUUAACAGUCAAGCAGAGGAUCACUUGUUUUUGGGGUUCCGUAUUCCACAAGGAACCCUUAUAGUUUCGUCAUGUCCGUCUGUCCGUCCGUCCGCGGUUUAGCGCAGAGACUAUUACUGCUAGAAAGCUGUAAAUUGACUUGAAUAUGUACAUUGAAAAUUUGAACAAAGGUUUAAAAUAAAAUCUUGAAAAGUGUUUUUUUAAGGGACCUCCCCAACAUGUAAAGUGGGAAUAAUUAUUUUUACUCGUUUAUCUCAUAGUGUAGGUAUCGUUGGAAAUGUAUUUAAAAGAUAUAAAUAUAUAAAAAUGUUAAGCUUUUAUGAGCUAAUUUUAGUUAAGAGUCAAGUGUCCCCACCCUCUACCAGCUAAACGGUUUACUAAGGAUACGUAAAAAAAAUUACAAAAGUAGGAUAUAUAAUGAAAUUAGAGGAAAACUAUAACGACUAUAUACCUAACACGUGAUUUCGUAUUCAAAAUUUAAAAAAUGUCACCCGGUGGUUACUGACAACCCUUCGUGGAUAUCAUAGAGUAGGUAGAUGAUACUCGUAUAUCCCAGAUGAUGUUGUAUUUUUGUUAAUAAUGGCCUUUACGGAAUACGAAAAAUGCAAUGGCUAUUUGAUUUAAUGUUUAUUUUAAUAAGUUGUUAUUAGUGAAAAGACCAGCAAGAUAUAUGACCGCUAACUAAACUAAAACGUGUUAAAACAUGGCUAAAACAAUUCUGCCCCUAUGACGUAUGGAGAUAACAUGAAGCUUAAUUAGUAUUAAUUUGAUAUUGUUUUCAUGAAGCAUCUCGCCCUUGUUACUCUUGGACCCAAUCAAGCGAUGUAAACAUUGCACACUCUGCAUAACUAAGCAAUCUUUUUCGUUACGUCCGUCUUACGUCAUAGUGGACUCAUUAUCUUCAUUAGCUCUAAAGGUUAACUUCCUUUUUUUAAGGUUCCGUAGUCCACAAGGAACCAUCAUUGUUUCGUGUCUGUCGUUGUGGCUGUCUGUCCGUCCGUCCGUCUGUCAGAGGGCGCAGAGACUAUUUCUACUAGAAAGUUAUAAAUUAGCAUGAUAUAUGCACAUUAAAAAUGUGUCAUAAAAUAAAAUCUUAUUAGGUUAGGUAAGGUUAGGAAAUUAGGUUAGGUACCUCCCCUAUGUGUAAAGUGGGGAUGAAUUAUUUUUACUCGUAUACAUCAUGUAAUGUCUUAUACAAAUAUUUUUUUUGAUUUAGUUAUCCGUUUGUAAAAUAUUAAGCUUUUAAGAGCCAUUUUUUUGUUAGAGCCAAGUGUUUCAUAACAUGUGGUAGGUUUAGACGUUUAAAAAAAAUAUACACAUUGGUGUGGUUCAAUAAGAUUUAUUACAACACACAAACAAACAAACAUCAACAUCAAUUAUUAACAAUUAUAAUUAUUUUGUGAUAUAUGUUGUGUUAUUUAUUGAUUUCCUUUAAACUUAAUUUUAUCUAAGUACUUCCCACUUUAUAUAGACACAAUAUUAAGUUAUUACCUUGACUAGAUAUUACUUUCUAAUGUAGUUACUGUAUUAUUUUACA